Myotis davidii is the source of this 2048-nucleotide messenger RNA. Its product is annotated as GTPase IMAP family member 6-like. Lineage: Eukaryota; Metazoa; Chordata; Mammalia; Chiroptera; Vespertilionidae. Gene Ontology annotation, cellular component: cytosol. The transcript is spliced from 3 exons. Gene Ontology annotation, molecular function: GTP binding. The record is from RefSeq and is a predicted model, not a curated record.
CUGGCCCCGGUGCUCCCUCCCACUUCCUGCUUCUCCACCCACAGCAGACAGCCGCUUUGCCUAGGGCAGUUCUUAGCUGAGUUUUUGGUCACAUUUUGUUGAAAAAUAUAGUACCAGCAAUGUCUUUCUGUUCCAAUGUCUACCGUGUUUUAUGGGAAUUCCUCCCGUCAAGGCCCCUAGACGCCUACAAUGUGUCAACCCCAAAAGAAAAAGCCAAGAACUCACAGGAGGUGGAGGAAGAAGAAUUCGAGGUGAUUGACCUGGACAAUCCCUCAGGAGCAGUGGCCCAGCAUCCUAAACAAGACGUGUCUGGAGAUCUGAGGGAGAAGGAACAGACCCCAAAGAGGCUGAGGCUCAUCCUGGUGGGGAAGACUGGAAGUGGGAAAAGUGCAACAGGAAACAGCAUCCUUGGCCAGGAAGUGUUCCAGUCCAAGCUCAGUGCUACACCAGUGACCAAGACCUUCCAGAGAGGGAGCCGAGAAUGAGCUGGGAAGGAACUUGAGGUGAUUAACACCCCUGAUAUUUUGUCCCUUGGAGUUCCACAUGAAUUGGCAGGUAGGGGCUCCUCGGAAGCCAUCGCCUUCUCCUCCCCGGGACCACACGCGGUGCUCCUGAUGACAGAGCUGGGUAGGUUCAAAAAGGAAGACCAGUUGGUGGUCAGGCGCCUUCAGGAGGUCUUUGGAGUGGGAGUCCUGGCCUACACCAUCCUGGUGUUCACCCGAAAGGAAGACCUGGAUGGUGACUCUCUGGAUGGGUAUGUGAAAGAGACUGACAACCGGGAGCUUGCUACCCUGGCCAAGAUUUGUUCCAUGCGCCACUGUGGCUUCAACAACAGGGCAGAGGGGGCAGAGCAGGAGGCCCAGUUGAAGGAGCUCAUGGAAAAAAUAGACAUGGUCCUGUGGGAAAAUGAAGGCCAUCAUUACAGCAACAAGGCUUAUGAGUUUUCCCAGCAAAACCUUCAUCUCACAGAAGUGCAGGAAGGCCAUAUAAUCCAGGGGCAAGGCUCUGAGGAAGGGCCCAGUGGGGAGAUCUUGGUGGAGGAAUUGUGCCAAAUCCAGAAGGCAUCUGAGGAAACUCACAAAUGUCUCCUGAAGAGGGCACCUAUCUGAGCAUAUGCUGGACUCCACUGAGGGACAGCUGUUUCUUAUUAGCUCCUUUCAUCCCUGUGUCCAGUUUCCAGCCAGUCACUUGUCCUCUCCAUCCCACAGGUCACUGACCAUGCCAGUCUCUAGGUGGUAAGAGAGGGUGGGUUCCUGAGUUCUCAGCUACCAUCCAGGUCCUUCAUUGCAUCUUUCAGUGCACGUGGACCCUCCCUCCUCUCUACUCCCUGCCCCCAGCAUGCUUUCUCAUAUGGAACCUCACAUUGCAUUAGCAUUGCAUUUCUUGAAGUUCUUAUCUUUACCCUGAUAGCAUGAAAGUUCCUGGGGGUAUAUCAUUCUCAUUCUUCCAUGUAACCCCCACAGCAUCUUGGUGUUUGGAGUCACUCCUUAAAUGAUGAUAGUCAAUCAGUGUGGGAAGCUGGUUAGGUUACUUCACACCUCCUGGACUAUGUCCUUGCCCACAAAGAGGCAGGCAUAGUGACCUUUUAAGUUACCUACUGUGUGUGGUAGGGCCACAGCAUGGUAAUGGUUCUGAGACAUGAGAAGAAGGACAACUGCUUGGCUCGAGGGGGAAAGCAGGUAGAAAGAGAGAAUCAGGUAGAAAGAGAGAAUAAGAAAGUAGGAGCUCUUCUACUCACCUCUAAAAAAGGCCAUUGCAUCACAACAAAGGAGCCUGUGGGAACUUCCUGGUAGGAAUGAUGAGCAAAAUGGGGCGGGUUAUCCAAGGAGCCAGACCUGGUCAGGCAGCUGGUCUUUAUACCUGGCUAAGGACAUGGAGGCCUCAAAAUGUACCAAGGGGCUUGGGCAGAGGAGGAACACUUCCCUAAAGCUGACAUAGAUUAGGGAUGUUCUAAUUAGGGUCCCCUCUCAUACAUCUGCCUUCUGAUUGUGGAAAACAAAGAUGACUUUCAGCUUAUCUGCAACCCCUUCCCUUCUCCUUGACAGUGG